This is a messenger RNA of Nematolebias whitei (Rio pearlfish), 2665 nucleotides long. RefSeq names its product solute carrier family 9 member 2 (gene slc9a2). Gene Ontology annotation, biological process: proton transmembrane transport; regulation of pH; sodium ion transport. The transcript has 13 exons. The record is from RefSeq and is a predicted model, not a curated record. Lineage: Eukaryota; Metazoa; Chordata; Actinopteri; Cyprinodontiformes; Rivulidae. Bases 230 to 2665 code for a protein of 811 amino acids. Gene Ontology annotation, cellular component: membrane. Gene Ontology annotation, molecular function: sodium:proton antiporter activity.
AGAGAAACAGCAAAACUCGUCACAGGAAUAAAACGACUUCUGGCAUCCCGUUUGGACAAAGAUUAUGCAAAAGUCAUACAUUUAAAUAAAAAAGCCGUUUGUCCUCACCAGAGUAGAUUUUAAAAAAAUGUUUAUUUAUUUAUUUAGUUAGUUAGUGAGGCAGGAUGAAGUUAUAAGGAAGAGGAUUUUCACACCAGUCUGGGUUCAAGGGUUUGGACUUUUACGCGCAAUGGAAUUAGUGUUGAGCAGUCGAGCCGUCCCGCUGCUGAUUAUCUGCACGUUUUUAAGUUUUCUGUGUGGCUCUGGAGGAGAAGUCCCACCACCACCCACCUCAGGUGUCACGCUGCUGCCUCCAGUGAAGCCUGAUCAUGGACCUCAUGCCUACCCAGAAGCUGAAAAGUCCAAUUUGCCCACGUUUACAAUGGAUUACCCAAGAAUACAGAUCCCAUUUGAGAUCACUUUAUGGAUGCUGCUGGCUUCAUUUUCUAAAAUUGGUUUUCAAGUGUAUCAUAAGAUCACUGUGUGGGUGCCGGAGUCCUGCCUUCUUGUAAGCAUUGGUCUGAUUGUGGGGGGCAUCAUGCAUGCAGUCCGUGAAGAGCCUCCAGCUGUGCUCACCAGCAAUGUCUUCUUCCUCUACAUGCUCCCUCCAAUUGUCCUCGACUCUGGUUACUUCAUGCCCACCAGGCUUUUCUUUGAGAACAUAGGCACGGUGUUCUGGUUCGCAGUGAUGGGCACCCUGUGGAACAGCAUCGGCAUCGGAAUCUCUCUUUUCACUAUUUGCCAGAUCGAGGCUUUUGAGGUGCAGGACAUCAACCUCCAGGAGAAUCUACUGUUCGCCUCCAUCAUCUCAGCCGUGGACCCUGUUGCCGUGCUCAGCGUGUUUGAAGAUGUGUCCGUGAACGAGCAGCUCUACAUCGUGUUGUUUGGAGAAUGCCUCUUCAAUGAUGCGGUCACUGUGGUGUUGUACAACAUGUUCAGCUUUGUGGCGAACAUGCCAAUAGUGGAGCCUGUGGAUGUGUUCCUGGGAGUGGCCAGGUUCUUCGUGGUCGGACUCGGGGGGAUGGCCUUUGGCGUCCUGUUCGGCUUCUUGGCCGCCUUCACGACAAGGUUCACCUCCAAGGUCAAAGAGAUUGAACCCCUCUUCAUAUUCAUGUACAGCUACCUGGCGUAUCUGGUGUCCGAACUAUUUUCCAUCUCGUCCAUCAUGGCCAUUGUUUGCUGUGCGCUCACCAUGAAGUACUACGUUGAGGAGAACGUUUCUCAGCAUUCCUGCACAACCAUCCGACACGUGAUCAAGAUGCUCGGCUCCAUCUCGGAGACCCUUAUCUUCUUCUUCCUGGGUGUUGUUGCCAUAACAACAGAACAUGAGUGGAACUGGGCCUACAUUCUCUUCACGUUGUUGUUUGCUUUCGUGUGGAGAGGUCUGGGUAUUUUAGUGCUGACUCAGAUCAUUAACCCUUUCCGCACCAUCUCCUUCAACCUGAAAGAUCAGUUUGGUAUGGCCUAUGGAGGACUGCGGGGGGCCAUUUCAUUCGCUCUGGCCUUCACUCUUCCUGACACUAUUGGUCGAAAGCCACUCUUUGUCACUGCCACCAUUGCAAUCAUUAUCUUCACUGUCUUUCUACAGGGGAUCAGUAUCCGACCUUUGAUUGAGUUAAUCAACGUUCGCAGAACAAACCGUAACUUGGAAACCAUCAAUGUAGAGAUUCACUGCAGGCUCAUGGAGCACACAAUGGCAGGAAUAGAGGAUCUGUGUGGGCAGUGGAGUCAUUUCUACUGGAAAGACAAGUUUAUGAAGUUCAACAACCGAAUCCUGCGCAAGAUCCUUAUCCGUGACAACAGAGCUGAGUCUAGUAUAGUUGCACUCUACAAGAAGCUGGAGCUGCAGAACGCCAUGGAGAUCCUGGACACAGUGACAGGAGACAGCAGUGCUGCUCCGUCCAUCGUCUCCCUCCAUGGAGAAAAGCAAGAGUCUGCUAAAUCUAAGAAGAAAUUCUUUGCUGAAGACUUGAAGAACAUGCACAACAUCCUGUCCAAGAACAUGUACAAGAUCAGGCAACGGACCGUUGCAUAUACAACAAAGUACGCCCUGCCCAACGACAGCCAGCCCAGAGAGAUCUUAAUCAGACGUCACACCAGUGUCCGCCGAAGCCUCCGACCUGGAAGCUUUCGAUCUGAGGUAAGCAUGAUGCCCAGGUCACAGAAAUAUUUCUCACUUCCUGCUGGACAGGAAUUAGAGUCAAAGUUUCCUUCGGCAGGACGAAGUAAUGCUGGUAACCAGGAAACCAUGUCGGAAGUGGCCUACCCCGCUCGGCGCUCUCGUUUCGGUCAACCCAAACGUUCCUCUUCUGGAGCCACGGUGCCUCUGCAGCGGCUGGACACCCUGAAGGAGGUCCCCUCUGUUGAUGUUCUGAAUGAGACGGGCAGGAUGAGGCGCGUCAUGCCCCGAACCAACUCCUCCGACAGAGAAUCCCACGUACCGACUCCUCAACGUCAUUUUAACCUUCCUGUUGAUGACAGCAGCUCAGCUGACAGGAGGGACGAUCAAAGCGAGGCAGACGAGCAGAAGAAGCAACCUUUGUCUCCAGCCUGGGCAGCUGAACCCAGAGACGGCACACCUCAAAACCCUCUGCUCAGGCGGCCAAAGUGGCACCCAAAUAAAUAA